AUGAUUGAAAAUAAUAUAGAUAUAUCAUCAAAAUCAUAUAGGGAUGAUUGUGAUGUAGCAAUAGUAGGUUUAGGACUUAGAUUACCUGGUAAUUCAAAUAGAACAUCAGAACUAUGGGAUAAUUUAUUAAAUGGUUUCGAUGGUAUCGUUGAAACUAACGAAAGAUGGAGCGAUACAUUUAAUGCAAUGGGCGAAAUUGCAAGUAAAGAAGCAGGUUUACUCGAACUUGAAGAGUGGAUGAGUUUUGAUCCAUUACAUUUCGGUAUUAAUCCAGCAGAGGCCAAACAAAUUGACCCACAGCAAAAGCUAUUACUUAAAACAACUUGGGAAGCAUUCGAGGAUGCUGGUAUAGAUCCAUUAACAUUAAGAGGCACAUCAACAUCAGUGUUUGUUGGUGCUUCCUCUCAAGACUAUGGUAUUAUGUAUAUGGACCAUAGCGAAGAAUUGGUAAAUUAUAAUGUAUUUAAUUCAAAUUUAGGAGGUUUUGCAAAUAGAAUUUCGUACUGUUUUGAUUUUCGAGGUACAUCAUUAACUGUAGACACUGCAUGUUCAAGUUCAUUAAAUGCAUGUACUUUAGCUUACAAGUCGAUUGUCAAUGGAGAUUCAGACUAUUCUAUUGUUGGAGGUUCCAAUUUAAUAUUAAACCCACAAAUUUCUAAAGCAUUUACAUCAAUUAACAUUAUUGGUAAGUCUGGUAGAUGUAAAGCAUUCGAUGAAUCAGCAGAUGGUUUUGUACGUGCUGAAGGUGUUGCUGUUUUAAUUCUAAAAAAGCUAUCACUUGCACAAGCUGAUGGUGACCAAAUUUAUGCAGUCAUAAGAGGUUGUAAUUCAAAUGUUGAUGGUACAUUAAAUAAAGGUAAUUUUAUGAAGCCAUCAAAAACAGCUCAAACAAAUAAUAUUAUCAAAGCAUUCGAAUCAACUAAAGGCUCACUCCAAUAUUCAGACAUUGAUUUCUUUGAAGUACACGGUACUGGAACACCAAUUGGCGAUCCAAUUGAAGUAGAAGCUGUAGCUGAUGUAUUUAAAUCAGUUAAAACACCUGACAACCCAUUGUUAAUUGGCUCAAUUAAAAGCAAUAUUGGUCAUCUUGAACCAGCAUCAGGUGUCGCAUCAUUAGCCAAGUGCUGUUUAAUGUUAAAAAACCGUCAGUUUGUAAAAAAUAUUCAUUUUGAAAAACCAAAUCCAAACAUCAAAUUUGAAGAAUGGAAUGUCAAAGUUUGUACAGAAAACACUGAAUUCCCAAACAAUAAACAAGUAUCAGUUGCAAUCAACAGUUUCGGUAUUACUGGUUCGAAUGUAUGCAUUCUUUUAUCUGAAUAUAAUAAUAGUGUUGUACCAAGUAAAAACAAUACAAAACCAACAACAAUAUUGAUCCCAAUUUCAGCCAACUCGAAAAAGUCACUAGAUCAACUCAAAGAUGAAAUAAUUGGAAAUUCAACAUUAUAUUCAAAUACCAUAGAUUUCAAAGAUUUUGUUUAUAAUCAAUUAUAUUCAAAAUCAACACAGCUAGUCCAAAGAUCAGUAUUUAUUGUAAGCAAUUUCAGCGACCUUAGUUUAGAAACAUCAUCUAUUUCAACAAAUAGUACCAUAUCUGGUAACAUAUUAAAAUCAAAUGUCGAAGAUAAUGAAGCUAACGAUAACAGCAGUAAAACACCAUUAAUAUAUGUCAUGUGUGGUCAAGGUCCACAAUGGAAUGGUCAAGCUAUCGAACUGUAUAAUAAAGAACCAAUUUUCAAGAAAUCAAUGGAUACUAUCGACUCAAUACUAUCAAAGUACUUUGGUUAUUCAAUAUUAUCAAAACUAAGAUCAAUUAAAGAUAAUGACAAUAAUACUAUUAACGAACCAACCGUUGCACAACCAUCAAUAUUUAUGUUACAAGUUUCAUUAUAUGAUUUAUACAAACAUUGGGAUAUCAAACCAUCAAUUAUCCUUGGUCAUUCAUUUGGUGAAGUUUCAGCUGCUUAUUGCUCUGGCAUGAUUACAUUAGAAACAGCAUGUGAAAUUAUUUAUCAAAGAUCUACACUUCAAAACAAGACUAUUGGAUCUGGUAAAAUGUUAGCUAUUGGUUUAAACGAACAACAAUUUAAAGAUCAAUUUUCAUCAAAGUAUCCAACAAUCGAAAUCAGUUGUUACAACUCACCAUCAUCAAUUGUUAUUUGUGGUAAUGAAUCCGAAGUUAAUGAAAUCGGACAAACCCUAAAAGAGAAACAAGUGUUUUCAACACUAUUAGGGUCACCAUCAUCAUUCCAUUCAUCAAAACAAGAAGUUAUUAAAGAUGAAAUAAUAACAUUAACUAAAAACAUUAAAUCAAAUAAACCAAACAUUCCAAUAUUUUCAACAGUUACUGGUGAAAUAUUUAAAUCAGAAGACUCUCAAUUCGACUCCAACUAUAUUUACAACAACAUUAGACAACCAGUAUUAUUCCAAAAAGCAAUCGAGAAUAUAUUUAAAUAUAUCGAAUCAAAUGAACUUGGAAAUAGAGUACAAUUUUUAGAAUUAUCACCACAUCCAACAUUAGUUAACUAUAUAAAAGAAAUGAUUCCAACUACCUCAGAUUUCUAUCAACCAGAAAAUAUAUCAGUAUUAUCAUCACUAAAUAGAAAAACAAAUACUGAUAUGAUUGAAAUUAGAAAAUCAAUUUCACAAUUAUAUUGCAAUGGUUAUAAUGUCAAUUUCAAAUGUCAACUACCAGCACCAACAACAGUCGAGAAACUACAAUCUAAAAAAGCAUCCUAUGUAUUACCACGUUAUAAAUGGGAUGAUGAUAUCUAUUUCCAUCAAAGUUCAUCCAUCCAAACAUAUAAAAUGAAUGGCUCAACUAUAAAUACUUUAGGUUAUAAAUAUGAUCAAACACCAUUUAUAUCAUAUACAUCCUAUAUUGAUGUUAGUCAAGAACCAUAUAAAUUCUUAAAAGGUCAUCAAGGCAAAGGUAAAACCCUCUUCCCAGGUUGUGGUUAUUUAGAUAAUAUUUUAAAAAGCUUCCCAAAUCAAGAUAUUACCAUCAAUAUUUUAGAAUUUAAAUCACCAUUAAUUUUGAUCGAUGGAGUUAGACAAUGUCUAUCAACAAAUAUUUACCAAUCAGGUAAAAGCGAAUACAGAGUUUUAUUCCAUUAUAAAGACAUUAAAACUGGUAAAUGGAUAUUAUCCGCACAAGGUAGAUUCUCAAUUUCAAAACAUAAUAAGACUCCAAAGAAUGUUGACCUCAAUGUUUGCAAAAACAUCUGUAAUUGGAUUACAUUACCAAGAAAGGAAUUAUAUGAAGCAAUUAAAGAAAUGGCACAAUUAAACUUAACAGGUUCAUUCCAAAGUAUUGAAGAAGGAAAAUUCGGAAAUAAUGCAGCUUUUAUUAAAAUUGCAUUAAAUCCACUUUCAAGCUAUGACAAUCAACUUUUCCUCAAUACUUGUGUUCUUGAUGCUUGCUUUCAAUCUCUAUCUGUAUUCAAAGAUCACUCAAGUCUCACAUUUUUUGAUAGACUUAUGGAAGUUCAAUUCUUUUCAGAAAAUAUACCAAGAUCAGCUAUGGAUAGAGAUAAACUUAAAUAUGUCUAUUGUUACACAGAAUUGAUCGAUAGAGUUGGUGAUUCUUAUAUAGCAAAGGUUGUAAUGAUGUUAGAAGAUGGAACUAUUUUAUUUACAUCACCAGCCGCCGUUUAUACUGCCAUUAAUCCAAAUACCAAUGGUUAUACCAUCGAAAAUCCAAACCAUUGUUUUUAUUCAGUAGCCAAACAAUCUAAAGACUCUCCACUAGAACCACCAUCAAAAACUUUAUCUUCAAAGAUAACUGAAAUUAUUCCAACACCAGCCAACAACAUUUUAAAAGCUAUUACAACUACUUUAUAUACACCAGUCAAAAAGAGUUAUCAAGCUAUUACACCAGCAGGUGUUACAGAAGAUUCGACACAAUUAUUAAUUUCCAAAUAUUUCAAAGUUUCAGAAUCUGAUGGUACACCAAAGAUGAAUUUAGCAAAACUUUUCUUUGAAAUGUUAAAGAACAAUGUUUCGUUGAUUGAAUAUGGUGCUAGUGCUAAUUUAGCCAAAGUUGUUAAUGCUCAAGAUAUCAAAACAAUUAAUAAAUUAACCAAAUUUUUAUUAAAUGAAACACCAACUCCAAUUGAUCAAGCUUCCUCAACUUUAAUAACAUCUUUUAUUCCAGAAAUCCCACACAAUCAAAUUAUAAAAGAAAUCAUUACAGCCUCAAUUACACCAAUUAUUAACGAAAAGAUUGUUUUUAGAAUAUUAGAGGUUGGUAGUGGUAUUGGUUUAUUAUCUGAAAUAAUUGCCACCGAAAUCAACUCAUUAAUUGAAAAAAACCCACUUUCAGAAAUCAAUAUUGAAUUUACAACUUCAGAUAAAGAAAAUACCUUUGCACCAUUAAUUAAAGAAAAGCUAGAAUCAAUUGUUGAAUCAAACUUAUCAUCCUUCAAAUGCCUAUUUAAUACUAUUGACUUUAAGCAAGAUUUAUUAGACCAAAAUUUUUAUCCAUCCUAUUAUGAUAUUAUCAUUGUAUCUACUUUUUCAGAUAUCGAAGAUAAGAAAUCGUCAGUGGAAAAACUAAAUAAAAUUUUAUAUCCAAAUGGCUAUUUAGUAAUAAUUGAUACACUCUUUAAACCAAAGACAACUGAUAAAGAACUAGAAACAUAUGGACAAUGGUUGUCAUACAAUUGUCUAAAUUCAACCACAACCAUCGAUGAAUGGAAACAACUAUUAGUUACAGAGUUAGGCUUUAAAGAUGUUAUAUCAACAACAUCUCAGACAAGUUUAAUUACUGCUCAAAAGCCAAAAUUGGUCGAGUCAACAUUAUCAAUGCAACUACCUAUUGCAGAUUAUGAUCAAAUUAUAAUCUUUGGCCUAUCUAUAGAUGGUAUAGAUGAAUCUAAACUUAUUUCAGGUAUCAAUCAAGCAACUGAAAAACCAGACUCACUCUAUAGAAUACUUUCAUAUGAAGAUUUUGAAAAGCAUAUAGAAUCUAAACCAUUAACCAAUAAAUCAAUUAUAUUUUUCGUUAGUACCAUCAAUGACAUAGGUCAAGGAAAUUUCGUUGAAAUUACAUACGACUACAUUAGAAUCAACCAACAUUUAUUAAAAACUAAAAAUGGUUGCAAACAUAUAUUGGUAUCCAAACUCUCACAACUUGAAUCAAUUAAUGCAUUUGCAUCUUCAGUUAUUGGUGCUUUCAGAUACUUUUGUGAAUUUUCCGAAUUAAAUAUUUAUGCAUUUGAUUUCGGUUUUGAUAUUUUCGAAAAAUCUUUAACAGACUUUAGAAUUUAUAACGAAUUAUCCAAUCCACAAAAACACAUCCAAAGAGAGUAUAUCAUCAGAAACGAAAGUAUUUACUUUGAAAGAAUUAAACAAGACAUCAACUUAAAGCUAAAAUAUAACUCAACAUCAUAUAUCGAUAAAAAAGAGGAGUUAAUUGCAAGAUUAGAUGCUCAAAAUUUAGAAUUUAAGCUCGAAGCCAGAAGAUCACUAUUAGAGAAUGAAAUCGAAGUUCAAGUAAAAGCAGUUGGUAUCAAUUUCAAAGAUAGUUUAGUUUAUCGUGGUUUAGUUCCAAAAGAAUCAACCAAUCGUAAAGGUGAUCAUAAUAAUCCAGAAAUGGGUUUUGAGUGUAGUGGUAUAGUAACAAGAGUUGGUAGCAAUGUUAAAAAGUUGAAAGUAGGUGACCAAGUAUUAGGUGCCUGUUUCUCUGCCGCAUCAUCACAUGUCAUUGACGAUGAAGAAAGAUUUUUAUUAAAACCAAGCAAUAUUUCAUUUGUUGAAGCAGCUUCAAUUCCAUUGGUAUAUAUUACAUCUUAUUUCUCAUUAUUUUAUCAAGGUAACCUUAGUAUUGAUCAAAAUGAAACUGUUUUAAUUCAUUCUGGUACUGGUGGUAUUGGUUUAGCAUGUAUUGAGUUAUUAAAAGCAAUGGGUUUCAAAUCAUUAUUAUUUGUAACAGUUGGCUCAAAAGAAAAAGAACAAUUCUUACGUAACACCUAUGGUGAUUUUAUUACUGGAAUCUAUUCAUCAAGAAAUACCGAUUAUAUGCACCAAGUUAGAAAUAAAAUUUCAGAAAUUAGGGGAAAAGAGAAACCAGUAUUUUCAGAUCUUUAUUUUGGUGAACAUGGUGUAGAUGUUAUAUUAAAUACUUUACCAGUCGAAUUUAUGGAAGCAAACUUCAAUACAUUGGCUCAAGGUGGUCGUAUUGUAGAUCUCAGUGUAACUCAUUUACAUCCAAAUGAAACCACAGACUAUUCGAAAUUCCGUUUCUUGAUAAGCUAUAGUACUUCUGAAAUCAUGUCAUCGGGUUUCAAAAAAUCCAAACCAUUCUUUGAAACUGUUGUCAAUAUGAUUAAAGAAGAAAAGCUCUCAUUACUACCAAUCAAAGAAUAUCCAGUUUCAGAAAUUAAACAAGCAAUCGAAUUUAUUUCUGAAAGACAACAUAUUGGUAAACUUGUUGUUAAUUUUGAAACCACUCCAGAUUUAAUUCAAGAUACAAUCGAAAAAUCACACCAUGGGUUUGAAAAGAACUAUCUAUUGCCAUCGCUUACAUAUCAAGUUGAUAAUAAUAGAUUUGGUAAAACCAUUUUACUAUCUGGUCAAAAAGGUUUAUCACUAACCAUUAUUAAAUGGAUUUUAGUAAAUACUCCAAAGAAUUUAGACCAAGCCAUAAAAAAUAUUAUAGUUUUCUCAAAGUCACCAAUUAAAUUUGAAUUAGAAAUUAUUAUGGCUGCAGCUAAAUCCAAGAAUAUUCCAAUUAAUUUCUAUUUUAAACAAGUUGAUAUAUCAUUAAGUUUAGAAGUUGAUCAAGCAAUUGACCAACUAUAUAAAGACAAUCCAAAUUUAGAACCAGUUGAAAGUAUUUUCCAUAAUGCAUUCUUACCAGUACAAUCAGAAGCAGAGGAAAUAAAUUUACAACAAUUAGUAGACUCACAUGGUGCCAAAAUAUUUGGAAUGAUGAAUUUAUAUCAAUCUGUAGGUUCUAAAGGUUGGCUAGUAAAAAAGUUUGUAUUAGCUUCAUCGGUAACAAGUAUAAUUGGGGGUCAUCGUCAAUGUGGUUAUGUUUGUGCCAAUGUAGUAAUAGAUUCAUUCACCAAAGUAUUAAGACAAUUCGGUAUACCAUGUGUCUCAAUAAACUUUUCUGCAAUAGAAAAUAGUGGUUAUGUCAGUAGAAAUGAAUCAGUUCAAGCAUUAUUUUCAUCUCAAGGAUUACAACAAAUUUCAACAAAUUUGGUUUUGGGUUCAUUAGAUUUGAUAACUCAAAAUCAAGAUCAAUUAAAUGGUAAAAUUGUUGCUCAAUUCAAUUACUCAAAUAUUGGAAAAACAUUCAAAAAUAAUUUACAUCUCUAUAAAAUAGAUUUCUUUUUGAAUUCAAUUCAAUCAAAAUUUGGUAGCUCUUAUGAUGAUGAUGACGAAAUUUCAAUUAGAGAUCAAAUUGUUGACAAAUUUAGUGAAUAUUUAUCAGUAGAUAAAUCUAAAAUUAACAUGGACGUUCGUUUGUGUGAUUACGGUAUGGAUUCCAUCAUGGUAGUAGAGCUUAAAAAUUGGCUUGAUAAAACAUAUGUACCCAAUAUCUUGACCAUUGCACAGUUACAACAGGUAACAAUAAAUCAACUCGCAGCCGCCGUUAAAAAUGCAGUUAGUAAAUCGAAUAAUAAGAAAACUAUUAAAAAGAAACAACAACAAACAAAUUCAUCAAUUGAAUGGGAAAGCGAAAUAAAAUUAGAUGAAUCGUUUAUUUCACCAUCACAAAACCAAAUUAAAGUAUAUAAAGAGACAUUAGCAACCAAUAAAGAUAACCAAAUAGUUUUAUUAACUGGUGCAACUGGAUUCUUUGGUUUAUAUUUAUUAAGUGAUUUAGUUAAAUCUUCAGAUUAUAAAAAAGUUUAUUGCCUCACAAGAAAUAGAUCAAAAGAAGAAGCAUUAAAAACCAUUAUUCAAUUAUUAAAAGACCAUCAAAUAUAUAAACAAUUAACACAAGAUCAACUUGAUAAAAUUCAACCAAUUUCAGGUGAUUAUUCAAAGGAUAUGUUUGGUAUGUCUAAAGAAGAAUAUCAAUUACUAUCAAAAGAGGUUACAACUGUAAUCAACUCAGCUGCAGAUACAAAUUUAAAAAAGAAAUAUAGAGAUAUGAAAGAGUCAUUAGAUGGUGUCAAUCAAUGCUUAAAAUUCACAAUUCAUUAUAAUCUAAAGAAAUUUAUUCAAAUAUCAACAGUUAGUGUUUAUGCAAACUCUACUAGUACCCAAACUAAUGAUGAAUAUGCUUUCCCAUCAAUAAAUAAAGAAUCAAUGGAGAGCGUUACAAUGACUGGUUAUAAUCAAUCUAAAUUAGUAGCUGAAUAUAGAAUAAAAGAAGCAUCCUCUAAAGGAGUUCCAGCAAUGAUUAUAAGAUGCCCACCUCUCUUCCCAAAUCCAGAAACAGGUAUUGGUAGACCAUUUGAUUUAUUCCAAGUUUUGCUUCAAUCAUGCUAUUUAAUGGAUGUUUAUCCACAAGAAUUAAUGUUCCAAAAAAUGUAUACAAUUCCAAUUACAUGGGCUUCAAGAAAUAUAUCAUUCAUCAUUUCAAAUUGUUGGAAUUUCUCAACACCAAUCGAAAAUCUUAUUUGUUUCAAUCUUUUUGGAAAUAGUAUACAAAUAGGUGAUAUUAUCCAAUCAUUAGCCACCGAUUUAACUUGGAGAAGAUUAACAUCACUUCAAUUCAUAAAGAAACUUUCUAUUUACGAAAAUGAUUCUUGCCGAUUAUUAGCCUCUUUUGUUUCAAAUCAACAAGAUUUCCUUAGAAAUAUCAUUGUUAUCCCUGGCCAACUCAAUUUAAACGAUCAAUUAAAACAAAUUUUAGAAUCAAAUAAUCUAUUUAAUGGUUGGGAAGUUUCAAAACAAAACAUAAUAACUCAUCUUAGCUACACCUUCAAAAAGAAAAUAUUAUAA
Messenger RNA from Dictyostelium purpureum, 8901 nucleotides. RefSeq lists its product as uncharacterized. The record is from RefSeq and is a predicted model, not a curated record. Gene Ontology annotation, molecular function: acyltransferase activity; oxidoreductase activity. The transcript has 4 exons. NCBI's taxonomy places the organism in Eukaryota, Evosea, Eumycetozoa, Dictyosteliales, Dictyosteliaceae. The coding region runs from base 1 to 8901 and encodes 2966 amino acids.